ACACAUUUCAAGUAGAUUACUCAUUUCAUAUUUAGCAUAAAUCGAUUUCACAGAUUUCACAUCGUGAAUUCGUGAUCGCCAUUGUUCUGAAUACUUCCUUUUCCCAUUCCCAAGUCUCGAUACUUUUUUCCACACCGCCUUCUUACCGACUCACAGUGCUCCUCCUCUCAACCUCCUUUUCUCUCUCUACGAAAUCGGCUGUUACUUAUUUGUUUGUUUAUGAUCAAAUUGAAGAAUUUAAGCAACCAACUAUCCUUUACGGUUUUCAAUUUAUAUCAAUCAAAUGAGAGAGUAACCCGAAACUGGAAAAAUAAAGUUAUGGAACCGAGCAACACUCGAACCGUGUGCUUGUCAGAAUCGGCUAACGGAGGCGAAGAUGUGUAUAGCAGCAAAGAAUCCGACGUUUCUUCCGCGGAUCAUCUUGUUGUAAUGGUUCACGGUAUUCUUGGAAGUACCGCAGAUUGGAAGUUCGCUGCAGAACAGUUUGUCUUAACGCUCCCUGACAAAGUUUUUGUUCACUGUAGUGAACAUAACACGGCUAUGCUAACAUUGGAUGGUGUUGAUGUUAUGGGUGAGAGAUUAGCAAAUGAGGUCCUUGAAGUAAUCAAAGAUAAGCCUGGUUUACAGAAGAUUUCUUUUGUUGCACAUUCUGUUGGAGGACUUGUUGCUAGAUAUACCAUUGGCAGACUGUAUAGUCCCCCAAAAAGGGAAAAAGCAGACGACUUAUCUACUGAUUCCCUCAAAGAAGGGUCAAGGGGAAGAAUUGCUGGCUUGGUACCCAUGAAUUUUAUCACUGUUGCCACACCUCAUCUUGGAUCAAGGGGAAACAAGCAGGUGCCAUUUCUUUUUGGAGUUACUGCCUUUGAGAAAGUUGCUGGCCAUGUGAUUCAUUUGAUAUUCAGAAGAACUGGGAGGCACCUCUUCUUAAGGGAUGAUGAUGAAGGGAAGCCCCCAUUGCUUAGACGCAUGGUAGAAGAUGAUGGUGAAUUGCAAUUCAUGUCUGCUUUGCGUUCAUUCGAGCGCCGGGUUUCUUAUUCAAAUGUUGCUAAUGAUCAUAUUGUUGGCUGGAGAACAUCAUGCAUAAGACGAAAUACUGAACUGCCCAAGUGGGAAGAAUCCUUGAAUGAGAAGUAUCCACAUGUUGUGUAUGAAGAACGGUGCAAAGCAAGUGAUGGUGAGCAGGGUGAUUCCAUUGUAAGGGAAGAUGAUACUCAAGACAAGCUGGAAGAGGAAUUGGUGACUUUCUUAUCUCGUGUGUCAUGGGAGAAAGUAGAUGUCAGCUUCCAUAACAGCAAAAUUAAAUAUGCAGCACAUAGUAUUAUCCAGGUAAAAGCCGAGAGUGUGCAUUCAGAAGGUGCAGACAUUAUACAACAUAUGAUUGAUCACUUUCUUCUCUAAAAGUCUCAAUUCUGAAAUGGAUAUCGCUCCCAUGUGCUCCCUACUAUGUAUGUGCAUCAUCAAACAUGGGUGUCCUUUGGGUGCAAGCAAGGUUCAAGAUGCAAUAUCUAUACAUUUGCCCGUAAGCUACAAAAUAAUGAAGCAGCUUAUGAGAGAUGUAAUGUAUUGCUUAUCAGCUUAUGUGUUGCAGUGUACAGAAUAACAUUUCAGUCUAACUACUAAUCAGAUAUGUUAUUUAUUAUGUACCAGAUGUUACCACGUGAUUUUUUUUUACAGAGGCCUUGCAUAUAUAUUUACUUCUAUGGCUUUUAAGCAUGCAAAAAGUGGUUAACGUUAGAAAAGAGUAAGGUGACAUAUUUUUAAUUAGGCCACUAUUUCUUCCCUAAGCUAGUAGUCAUAGUCCUAAAUAAAAGAUAGUUGUUCAUAAAUAGCUGAUACUAUUGGCUGAAUGAUUUUGCCAAACACUGCCUAUUGCAG
Cuscuta europaea is the source of this 1875-nucleotide messenger RNA. The record is from the annotation of a GenBank genome assembly. Lineage: Eukaryota; Viridiplantae; Streptophyta; Magnoliopsida; Solanales; Convolvulaceae.